Entelurus aequoreus (snake pipefish) is the source of this 5470-nucleotide messenger RNA. It is a transcript of the gene brms1lb, whose product is annotated as BRMS1 like transcriptional repressor b. Gene Ontology annotation, biological process: negative regulation of transcription by RNA polymerase II. The coding region runs from base 889 to 1899 and encodes 336 amino acids. The record is from RefSeq and is a predicted model, not a curated record. Lineage: Eukaryota; Metazoa; Chordata; Actinopteri; Syngnathiformes; Syngnathidae. Gene Ontology annotation, cellular component: Sin3-type complex. Gene Ontology annotation, molecular function: histone deacetylase binding. The transcript is spliced from 11 exons.
AAAGUAAGUUAAAACAAAGUUUAAAUGAUUAGAUAAAAAGUCGAUAAAAAGGUCGAAAUUAAGGGGGGUGGUAAUGAGAUUUAAAAUCGGAAUUAUGAGAUAAGAAAGUUGAAAAUAUGUGACUAAAAAGCGAAAAUAGGAGAUAAAAAGAAAAUGUGAGAUAAAGAAACAAAAUUAGAUAAAAAGUCGAAAUUAUUAGAUAAAAAGUGAAUCACGAGGUCAAAAGUCGAACUGAGAUUAAAAAAAAAAAGUUGAAAUUAUGAGAUGAAAAACCCAAGUUAUAAAACAGUCAAAAUUAUGAGAUAAAAAUGUAAAUUAUGAGAUAAGAAAGUUGAAGUUAUGUAAUUUAAAAAAAAAUCCAAUUUGUGAGAUUAAAAAGUCUAAAUUAUAAUAUGGAGAAUCAAUAUUAUGAAAAUAAAAAAAUGGCAAAUACUAGUUAAAAAGUCGAAAUUAUGAGACAUCAUAUGCAACAGUCAUAGUUAACAUAUAAGUGGUGAUGCUGCAAUGUUGAACAAGUACUGACAGAAAUAAGACAAAAAAGAAAGAAAAAGUUACAUUCCUGAUUACAAACGUUUUUACGUUUAUUAUUAACUAUUUUGUACUGUAAUACUGAAUAUCGAUUAUUACACAAAGAAGUAAAUAAUCUCAGAAACAACAUGAACUUCCUUGUAGAAUGCUAAGAACUACAAAUCCCACAACCUCACACGUCACCACCACGUCUCCACACUCUUAUCUGAUUGGGCAGCCUGAGUAAAACCUCUCCUGAUUGGUCCAGCGGGGCCAUGUUUGCGUCCCCAGCUGUCUUGACGCGGUGUCGCUAACCGGUUAGCCGCCUCAGCUUACAACGUCGUUUAAACUCACGGUACAGACCAACGGCGACGAGUCGUGAUGCCGGUCCACUCCCGGGAGAAGAAGGAAAACAACCACGACGAAAUGGAGGUGGAUUUCCCGGAGCAAGACGCUAGCAGCACGGACGAGGAGGACACGGUUAGCACGUCCGUGUCUGAAGAUGGAGACAGCUCAGAGAUGGAUGACGAAGACUGCGAGAGGAGGAGGAUGGAGUGCCUGGACGAGAUGACCACGCUGGAGAAACAAUUCACAGACUUGAAGGAGCAAUUGUAUAAAGAACGUCUGAGCCAGGUAGACGUCAAGCUACAGGAGGUGAUGGCCGGAUGUGCCCAGGAGUACCUGGAACCUUUAGCCAACCUUCAGGAGAACAUGCAAAUCAGAACCAAAGUGGCAGGCAUCUACAAGGAGCUGUGCUUGGAGUCGGUGAAGAACAAGUACGACUGCGAGAUCCAGGCGGCCUGCCAGCACUGGGAGAGUGAGAAGCUGCUGCUCUUUGACACCGUGCAAAGCGAGCUGGAGGAGAAGAUAAGACGGCUGGAGGAAGACAGACACAGCAUCGACAUCACCUCAGCAGCACUAAGAGCGGACUCCGCCAAACUACCUCUAGAGCUGUGGAAUGAUGGACUGCAUGCCAGGAAAAAUAAGAAGAAGGAUCCAUUCUGUCCAAUUAAGAAGAAGAAGCCAGUCGUGGUUUCUGGGCCUUAUAUUGUUUACAUGCUGCAAGAUCUGGAUAUUCUUGAAGACUGGACCGCGAUACGCAAGGCCAUGGCAUCCCUUGGACCGGCCAGGGCGAAAGUUGAUGCCGUAUCAGCCAAAACGGAGCGACAUCACCACGUGGCCCGCUCUGAAGACGGAAGACUGUUCUAUGACAACCAGUGGUACUGCAGGGGCCAGGCCAUCUGUAUCAACAGGAAGGACGAGUGUCCCGCAAGCGCCGUCAUCACCACCAUCAACAAUGACGAGGUGUGGUUCAAACGACUGGACGGCACCAAGUCCAAGCUGUACAUCUCCCAGCUGCAGAAAGGCAAAUACACCAUCAAACACUCUUGAAACAGCCAAACUGUGGUGUGCGCCAUCACACCAAGCACCUCACCUUUAUUUGCACGCAAUGGGACCACCUGUCCACCAUCGAAGGAUUUGCUCCUCUGUACAUAUGUAUUUAUGUUGAUAGGGCAAAGUCACAAAGUGUCAUGUCUGCACUAAGUCAGAUCGCUGCUAAGACGGAGGGCGAUAAAGCGGCGCAACGAUCCCUGGAGCUCAGUCCCGUGCCUUUCUGAGACCAGACCUUGGCUGAAUUACAACACCUGCGCAGAAAGCAAUCAAAAGACUGCGAGUGGGUUCAAACGGGUCAGUUCGUUUUUGCUGCUCCUUACAAUCCUGCCUAAUACGAGUGUGUGUGUGUGUGUGUGUGUGUGUGUGUGUGUGUGUGUGUGUGUGUGUGUGUGUGUGUGUGUGUGUGUGUGUGUGUGUGUGUGUGUGUGUGUGUGUGUGUGUGUGUGUGUUCAAAUAUUGCACAAGAUGAGGAGGGGAGAGUGUAGAUCAAUUAAGACAGGGGUGUCCAAACUUUUUCCAUUGACAGCAUGCGGGGGCCAUUUUGACGAUUUUCAUUUUUAAAACCAUUAGGGCUCCCUUCAAUUUCACAGAACACUAAAGGUCCCGCGGACCCAAAGGGGUCUCAGUCAUUAAAGUGUUAAAAAUAAGUCAUGUGUUAAUGGUUUUUUCAACAUUUAAAUAUGUAUAGAUCAACUUCAGAUCGAUCCGUUGCCAUUAAGUAACAUUUGUUUUGUGUUAUUUCUAGUUUUUUUUUCCCCAAAGAAAGAAUGAAAAAAAUUUUGGGGUUUUUUUCGGGAAAAACACAAAAUAUUCAAUGUUUUCCCCCAAGCAUUUUCCAAAAUGGAAUGUUUGAUGUGAAGUAAUUGAAGCCUGCAAUAGAUGAAUAAUUCAUAGAAUCAUUGCUUUUGAUUCAUUAUUGUUUUGAACAAAAAAAAUAUCAUUAUCUUGUCUCAAAAAAAUCCUCAUAAAUGUGUUAAAAAAGAUAAUAUCAAUGUAUAUUAUUUUUACUUCCAAGGCUUACAUAUCUAGAUCAAUUUCAGAUAUAUCCGUCCAUUAUAAGGUUACAUUAUAUUUUCAUUAGCAACAGUUUUAAAGUAAAAACCAGCCUGCAUGGCAACUUUAUGUUGUUAGUGUCAAUAUUGCAACAUUUUCUCCUUACAUUUCACCUGUAUGAUCUUUUAUUCCACUUUUAUGUUUUGUUUUUGUAAAUGUAUUUUUUUUUAAAAAGCGCAACGGCCAUUUUGAUAUUUUCCUUUUCCAAAUUUUGGUGAAGGUUAAAGGUCCCGGGGACCCUAAAGGGUCUCAGUCAUUAAAGUUGUUUACUAAUAUUUGUUUUACUUUUAACACUUAAAUAUAGAUAAAUUGCCAUAAAGUUUUUUUUAAUGUGUUAUGUAAUUUCCUCCUCUCCCCCAGCAAACCCUGUGUUUGCCUAAAAAAAACUUGUUAGUCCUUUUUUUUUUUUGGGGGGGGAAAACAAAAUGUGCAAUAUUUUCCCCAAAACAUUUUUCAAAGUGGAAUAUUUGAUGUGAAGUAAUUUGAGCUGAAAUAGGUCAAUCAUUUGUAAAACCAUUGCUUUUGAUUCUCUUUUUUUUUUUGAAACAAAAAUCUGACUAAAGGUCUCAGGGAUCCAAAAGGAGCCCCAUUCAAAAGUAUUAAAAUAUGUCAUAUAGUUUUACUUUCAAUCUUACAUCUCCAGAUCAACUUCAGAUCUAUCCGUCCAUUGUUACAUUUCACAUGUUUGCUUUUUAAUUGCACUUUUUUUUGUAGUAAUAUUUUUUUAAACGGGCGGGUGCCAUUUUGAUAUUUUUCAUUUUCAAAAUCAUUAUGCCCCCCUCAAUUUUGGUGAGCGUUAAAGGUCCUGGGUACCCAAAGGGUACCAAAGGGUCUCAGUCAUUAAAAGUGUUUUAAAAAAAGUUAUGUAAUAAUAUUAUUUUACUUUCAACACUUAAAUAUCUUUAGAUCAACUUCAGAUAUAGUCGUUGUCAUAACAUAUACAUAAUACAUAUAUAUAUACACUACCGUUCAAAAAUUUGGGGUCACAUUGAAAUGUCCUUAUUUUUGAAGGAAAAGCACUGUACUUUUCAAUGAAGACAACUUUAAACUAGUCUUAACUUUAAAGAAAUACACUCUAUACAUUGCUAAUGUGGUAAAUGACUAUUCUAACUGCAAAUGUCUGGUUUUUGGUGCAAUAUCUACAUCGGCGUAUAGAGGCCCAUUUCCAGCAACUAUCACUCCAGUGUUCUAAUGGUACAAUGUGUUUGCUCAUUGGCUCAGAAGGCUAAUUGAUGAUUAGAAAACCCUUGUGCAAUCAUGUUCACACAUCUGAAAACAGUUUAGCUCGUUACAGAAGCUACAAAACUGACCUUCCUUUGAGCAGAUUGAGUUUCUGGAGCAUCACAUUUGUGGGGUCAAUUAAACACUCAAACUGGCCAGAAAAAGAGAACUUUCAUCUGAAACUCGACAGUCUAUUCUUGUCUUAGAAAUGAAGGCUAUUUCACAAAAUUGUUUGGGUGACCCCAAACUUUUGAACGGUAGUGUAUAUAUAUAUAUUUUAUUUAUUUAUUAAGUUUUUUAUUAUAUAUAUAUUUUUUUUAAUGUUGUAUGCCCUAUUUUUUAAAUGAAAUUGUGUGUUUUCAUGUCAAAAACACAAAAGUAUGCAAUAUUUUUCCCAAAACAUUUUUUUUAAUUGAAUAUUUGGUGUGAAGUAAUUGGAGCUUUAAAUUGGUAAGUAAUCAAUAACAAUAUUUUUAUUUUUUGAACAAUGACCGUUAAAAAAACAUACAUCAAAGAUGUCUGGAAUCCAAACGGCCACCACUCAUAAAAGUAUUCAAAUAAGUCAUAAAUUAAUAUACAUUAUUUUUACUUUCAACAAUAAGUGUUUGUUUUUUAAGCAAUGGCAGUUUCAAAGUAAAAAAAAAAAAAGAGCCUGCAUUGCAGCUUUGUGUUAUUAUUGUCAAUAUAGCAACAUUUUAUCGGUACAUUGCACCUUUAUGCUCUUUAAUUCCAUUUUUUAUUUUUUAUUUUUUUUGUAAUAGUAUUUUUAAAAUGGGCCGUGAGCCACAAAUGGCCCCCAGGCCGCACUUUGGACACCCCUGAAUUGAGAUUAAAGUGAUGAACCUUAAUGUCAUAAGACAGGAGGUUUUGAUUUGGGGAGCCUCUGGAGGAUCUCGAGUAGUCUUGACCUGGUUUUUUACAGCACUGAAGUUUAAAUGCCAGCACUGGGCAUGAAGUUUUGGGAGGCUCCCUGGACAAAGAAGACUUUAUGUUGUGUGUUGGUGUGCCUGACGCUGUCCAAGGUGGAACAUCUGUGGCGACAUCGAGGCUUCAACUGGUGGGCGGCGUUAAAUGAAUUGUGUCCUUGUAUCUGUUUGUUGAUCUCCUUUCUGUCGCUACAAAUAGAUCUGAGAAACAAACAAGAAAUUAAUUGUCCUGAUCCUGCUGUCUUGUAAAACAUAUUCUUUCUUUUUGCUUUGUCUCCACAAAUAUUAACCAUGAAUGUGCUUGCAACAGAACAACAACAAACAUACCAGAGAUUCUGACCCAGAAAAUUCACAUAAUUUUGCCAAAU